Scophthalmus maximus (turbot) is the source of this 2876-nucleotide messenger RNA. RefSeq names its product ribosomal protein S6 kinase related b (gene rskrb). The coding region runs from base 333 to 1694 and encodes 453 amino acids. Gene Ontology annotation, biological process: protein phosphorylation. The transcript is spliced from 13 exons. Gene Ontology annotation, molecular function: protein serine/threonine kinase activity; ATP binding. NCBI's taxonomy places the organism in Eukaryota, Metazoa, Chordata, Actinopteri, Pleuronectiformes, Scophthalmidae. The record is from RefSeq and is a predicted model, not a curated record.
GAAUUGCUGGGGGGGGGCGCUGUACUCCACCAGGUUGCGGCCUCAUUGGAUGAAAAAACGAUGUGGGCGGAUUUGCGCUGACGUUGCCCAUGCUCGGGAUUAACUUGUUUCUAUGUCGCCAUAUCGCUCAGAUUUUGGCACAGGAUAUCCUGAUCAACAAACAGAACGAUAUAGAUUGACGGUUGACUUGUUAAAAGCCUUAAAUCGGUUCUGUGUGAUGUGCACGUGACCGUGGUUAAUGCUGCCGUGAGGGCGCGCGCGACGGUGAGCGGAUGGAUGUGUAGCAGACGUCGCGCUGACGGAGGUUACGAUGCUGAUGUCCUGUCACACCGAUGGGGGCCGACGGCAGUAAACACAGGAAGAGGCCCACUGAAGGGCAGGAAGAUGAGCACUUCCAAUCUGGAUGGCGUGGCUUCCUCUCCAGCAUGGGUCUGUCGAUCCCAGCAGCCCUAUGUCGCCUGGCCCCACCCGCCCUGCGUCUGGGCCAGCAUCGGAUGCUCCACGGCAAGACACCUGACAUCCCAGAGCAUGUCUUGAGGUUGGCGGGAAUCGGCCCGGACAAGCUGAGAGCGGAGUGGAGCCUGCCAGGGUUUAUUAGUAUGUUCCUGCCCGAAUUCCCCCACAGAACUGUGCCUGGGCAGGAACAUUUUCAGGUGUUGGGUUACAUCGCCAAAGGUUCAUUUGGACCCAUUCUGAAAGUUAAGGACAAGACCAAACAGAAAACAUAUGCUGUCAAAGUUAUACCCAAAUCAGAGAUUCUGAGACUUGGGGUCUUAGAGCAGUCAAAAGAAGAAGUCAUAGUGCAGCGUCAGGUUUGCCACCCAUUUGUCCAUGACCUCCAGGACUGCUGGCAGACACAACGCCACCUCUACAUUAUGUGUGACUACUGCAGCACAGGGGACCUGUACACCUAUUGGCAGAUGGUCGGUCAGUUCGCAGAGGAUACGGUACGAGUGUUUGCAGCGGAGCUGGGAUGUGCACUCGGCUUUCUGCAUGACUUUGGGAUCAUUCACAGAGAUGUCAAGAUGGAGAAUAUUCUGCUGACGGACAAUGGACACCUCCGCUUGGCUGACUUUGGUUUGUCCCGUCGCCUGGAGAGAGGAGGACGAGCCUUUACUAUCUGUGGAACGAUCCAAUAUAUGGCCCCGGAGGUGCUGAGUGGUGGACCCUAUAACCACACAGCUGAUUGGUGGUCGCUCGGAAUUCUGCUUUUCUCAUUGGUUACUGGGAAGUUCCCUGUGCCUCCAGAACCAGACCACUGUGGCAUGCUGAGGAAAGUGAGGGCUUUUCCCUACGAAAUGCCCCUUAGCUUCAACCCCCCUUUUGCCUUGCUUAUAACCGAGCUUUUGUGCAAGACCCCCGCCCGUCGCCUGAGGACCCUCGAUCGCUUCAAACGGCAAACCUUCUUCCAUGGAACAACUUUCGACCUCGCUCUGCUGCAGCGCCAGCCUGUGGAGGUCAUUCUGGAGCUGAGAGAGAGACCAGACAGAGCCGCCAAAGCUCGCCGAGGACUCACUUUGUCUCUGCAGCCUCUUAAAGGUUUCGACUAUGACUCCCUCCUCAGCCCCCCGGCCACACCAGACACACAGUUGGACGCCGCCACACAAACUCACGCAGUUGUACCACUGCCCGGCCCAGCACUCCCACUGCAGCCUGCUCAGGAAAAAGGCCCACGCAGAGAAGUGUUUGUGUGACGGACCUUGAGUUUACAGUAUGACUAUUAACACACUAAAGGUAAAGGUCAAAAUAAUUGUACUUCUGCACACUUACUCACCCUUACACACUGGUGUGGUGCGCCUUGUCUUAUUUAGUAAAAGCCGAAAUAGCUGAUAAUGAUUUAAUUGGAUCGAUAGUUUAGAAGGGAAAGAUUCAGGUGAGUAUAAAACACCAGCUCCCCCCCUUUUGUUUUGUGAUGUACUGAGCACUAUUAUUUUUACUCGUUUGCCUUUCUCCAAUGAGCACCUUUUCAAACCUACUGUGUUCGCUCAACAGUUGUGCAAGAAAGAUUGCACUAUUGUCCAUCUUCUUUCAGGUUUCCGGCGUCUGGUCACGGUUGCCCUGUUGGUACACAAUGUACAACUGUUACCAAAUUCACCCCACAAUGGACCACUUUUCUUUCUUCUUCUUUUUUUUUUAAACAAGUUAUAUGUAGUUAAGAAAUGUCCAACCAAAACCCUUCAACAGAGUGACAACAAAGCAUUUUGGUAGAAGCUGACAGAAAAAAACCUCCUAGCAUCAUUCAGGAGAAUGAGACAAAGAAUUGUGCAAUGACCUUAUGUUCAAAUCUAUCUAUGUGUUACUCAUGCUGCAAUACAACCUUUCACAAACUUGUGCUUCACUGCCCAAAGUGUGCUGCAGCAGACAUUUGUCUCUGCCUGUACUGUGUGAAAAUCAUUCAAGCAUCACAACAUGGGAUCGAGAUGUGUACACCUUCAUAUUCUACUUUAUCAUGCGUAACGACACUCAGGGGAGCACUCACUGGUUUUCCCAAGACAGCCUUGAUUUUGACCCGAAGAUGGCUCUGCAGAUCUGAGCUGGGAUUGUUAGGGUAAAAUGAACGACAUUGUUUACCUCCAGGUGACACUGUGAUAGAUACAGGGCUUUUUCUAUUGUCCAAGGCUGCAGUAACCCUCGUCAGUAAUCACACCUUCAUGCAUUUACCUGAUCAUCAGAUUAUAUUAUUAUUUUGUCAAGUAUGCCCUGAUGUGUACCCAUAAUGCCUCAGGUGUGUGAUUCCGAGCUUGCUUUUUUUUUUGUCACAAAAAUCCUUAUUUAUAAAUGUCUCUUUUCAAAGUUUAUAGGAAUAUUUUGGAUGCUAUUUGAUGUUAUAUGUAAUGUUAUGAUGUAUUUUUAAAUAAAUAUGUAAAUACAAUGUA